AUGUCACUGUCUUUAAAAGUAUUGAGUUCGCUACUUAAAAAGAUGGCAGAAAAGCCAUUGUUACUCAAUUGUAUCGCCUUGUCAGCUGCGAUGCUUACUAUUACUGGUGCGACUUGGCUGGUUUCAUACCUGAAAUCUACUCGAACCAAAAAACAAACCAUCGCACAGGGAGUUUCUGGUCUUAUUGGCAAUACACCAUUGAUAUAUAUUAAAUCGCUUUCAGAUGCGACCAACUGUAGCAUUUAUGCCAAAGCAGAGUUCAUGAAUGUUGGUGGGAGUUCCAAGGAUCGAAUUGCUUUAGGGAUCAUUGAGGAUGCUGAGCGUCGAGGACUGAUUCAACCUUAUUGUGGAUGCACUCUGUUUGAAGGAACUGUCGGAUCAACUGGCAUUUCUCUUGCUGUGAUUGCACGGGCUAAAGGCUAUCUCUGUCAUAUCGUCAUGCCAGAUGAUCAAGCCAAAGAAAAAUAUGAAAUCAUCGAGGCUCUUGGUGCGCUUGUUGAAAAAGUUAGGCCAGUAUCCAUUGUUGAUCCAGAUCAUUAUGUAAAUAUUGCACGACGUCGAGCAGAAGAGAUGAAUAUCGCUGCAGACAUGCAUGGCUCGAUGGCUCGUGGCUAUUUUUGUAAUCAAUUUGAAAACAUGGCCAAUUAUCAGACCCAUCUGACAACAACUGGUCCCGAAGUGUAUUCAAAUCUAAAUGGAAAAAUGGAUGCAUUUGUAAUGGGUGCAGGAACUGGUGGUACUUUGGCAGGAGUGUCAGACUAUUUAAAGCCGCGUAUCCCAAAUUUGAAAGUGGUGUUGGCAGACCCAGAUGGCAGUGGGCUCUACAACAAGUUAAAAUUCAAUAUUCUAUACACUCCCGAACAAGCAGAAGGAAAGAGACGUCGUCAUCAAAUAGAUACGAUCGUUGAAGGAAUCGGCAACACCCGUAUCACUGCAAUUCUCAAAUUGCUCUUUAAUGGAUGUAUUGACGACGCAGUUCAAGUAUCUGAUCAAGAUGCUAUUGAAAUGUCAAGAUUCUUGAUGCGAGAGGAAGGUCUGUUUAUAGGUAGCUCUUCAGCAGUAAAUUGCGUUGCUGCAUGUCGUGUCGCAAAACAGCUUGGUCCUGGUCAUACUAUUGUUACUAUGUUAUGCGAUCAUGGAUCUCGACACUUGACCAAGUUUUGGAAUCCUGCAUUUAUUGAAAAGGCUGGACUGACUCCCAAGUGCACAUCCCUUUCAUUUAUCUAA
This is a messenger RNA of Batrachochytrium dendrobatidis JAM81, 1227 nucleotides long. RefSeq lists its product as uncharacterized. The record is from RefSeq and is a predicted model, not a curated record. Bases 1 to 1227 code for a protein of 408 amino acids. NCBI's taxonomy places the organism in Eukaryota, Fungi, Chytridiomycota, Chytridiomycetes, Rhizophydiales. Gene Ontology annotation, biological process: L-cysteine biosynthetic process. The transcript is spliced from 5 exons. Gene Ontology annotation, cellular component: cytoplasm.